CGAUGCUCUGCUCUGCCACAGAGGCCCUGCUGAGCUGGGGAGGAUGGACACGCUGCGCAGGAGCCUGUCCCGGUGGAAGAGGUACCACAUCAAGGUGCACCUGGCCGAUGAGGACCUGAUGAUGCCCCUGACGGUGCGGCCCAGGGACACCGUGAUGGACUUGCGGGCUCUCCUGGUCCGGGAGGGCAUCACCUCCUGGAAGAAGACGUUUUAUUACAACUCCAGGCAGCUCGAGGAGCAUGAGACCCUCAAGGAAGCCAAUAUCCAGAAUGGUUCUGUCCUGCUCCUUGUCAGCAAUAAAAGAUAAUGCCAAAGAGCAGAGCCCAAGCCAUGAGGGAGUGUGACAAGGGCUGAAGGAAGCAGAUGGAAGAGAGCUGGCCCAUGGAAAGGCAGCCUGGCCACCAGUGUUGGUAAGUCCCUCCUGCAAGCCAGCUCAAGGACCGUUCAGAAAGCAGCUCCGAGUGUUUCCAGCAUGGUGCCCAUGAAUAAUUAACCCAAACAAAACAACCAACAGUGUUCCCUCAUCAGCGUGCCAUGUGGACCCAGCUGCCAACGGAGGAGGAGUGUGGUGAGACUGACUCAGCUCCUGAGAGCAGCGAAUCAGUGAAAUGCCCAGGAAAAGGGAAUUUCUGGGCAAUGGAGCUGAGGUGGGCUUUGCUUAGGGCCCCAGAUGGGACAUGGGACAUCUGAGCCUCCUCCUGACUCCUCCUCAGGAUUCUGCAAGCAGGAAGAGCUGGUUUGGGUUGCUGUCCUUCAAAUGAUGCAUCUCAUCACGUGGCAAGGAGUAGGCAAAAACCACCUAGAAAGAGCCACAGGACCAGCAUAAAAAGAGGUGUGGACGAGCCCAAGGAGCAGCACUGGAGGUGUGUUAGGAAGGUGUGUGCUGCAGGAUGGAGAAGUUUGCACCCUCACAGUGCUGCUCUGUGCCCGGGACUGCUGAACUCUGGGAUCCUGCUGCUGAUGGAGCAUCACAGACGUGGGAAUACCCAAAUAUUGGACUGCUGUCCACCUCCUCCUCCUUGGAGCUGCAGCCAGAGCAGCUCCUCCUCCUCCUGCUGAGCAGAAGACAAGCCCAGGCAGGUCAUCCCCAGCAGCAGCUGAGCUCCAGGCAGGCAUCUCAGGUUGGGACGUGUCUCAGUGGCUCCUCUGUGCUCCUCCUGCACCUGAGACAGGCGUGCAUCAAAUGGUUCAGCUCACAGGCCCAUCAGCCUGGCAGCUUUCCUGGCUAAAUUUGCUUUUUAAAGUUCCAUCAGCGUUGUAUCCAGAGGGAACGGGGGAACAGAUGCAGCUUGUGCAGUCUGGCUUUAAUUCACCCACAACAUUGAAUUUCCUGCCCUGCCUGCUGAUCAAUGAGUCUGCGCUGGCAGCUCUGGGAAUACCACGGGUUUUUCUGCAUCCAGGGGAAUUCAGCACGGUGGCUGAGCUGCCAGGGUCUCAGGCAGGCUGUCCCUGUCCUUUGGGCCCCUUCAUUUUGGAUUUCCCUCCCCCAGAACCCUCGCAGACCCUCUCCAGCUGCUGCUCAUUCCCUUGCAGGGCACAGGGGCAGCUCUGGGCCAUUGUCCCCCAUUGUCCCCCCAGCCUGGUGGCAUUUUCCCCUGGAAUGUGAGUGCAAUACAACACUGGAAAUGUUCUCUGUGAGGGUGUUCACAGGGGCCCAAGGAUGAGGGAAGAGAUGAGGAUCUAACUCCAUGUUUCAGAAGGCUUGAUUUAUUAUUUUAUGAUAUAUAUUACAUUAAAACUAUACUAAAAAAAUAGAAGAAUGGAUUUCAUCAGAAGGCUGGUUAAGGAUAGAAAAAGAAAGAAUGAUAACAAAUGGCCAGCUGACUGUGAUUGGCCAUUAAUUAGCAACAACCACAUGAGACCAAUCACAGAUGUACCUGUUGCAUUCCACAGCAGCAGAUAAUCAAUGUUUGCAUUUUGUUCCUGAGGCCUCUCAGCUUCUCAGGAGGAAAAAAAUUAUCAACUAUUACAAACUCUAAAACAACAAUUCAAUGUUAUAAUACUUAAUAAUUAUAUAUUUUAAUAUAUAUUAAUUAUGUACAUAACCUAAUUAAUUCCUAAGUAUUAUCAAUUUCUUCUUGAUAAUUAUUAUUAUUAUCAAUUUCUUUCUUGUCACUACAUACAUUAUUUUUACUCUAAUGUUUCCUCAUAACAAAAAAAUAUUAAUAGUAACAACUCAUGUAAUAAACAUGGACCCCAAGAGAUCUCUGAGCUACACCAGGAGUAGCAACAACAACUUUGCUUCUGCAAGCCCAGCUCAGGUCAGAGGAGUGCAGGUCAAUGUGACAGAGGAUGUGCCUAAAAUAUGAGGGUGAACUUUGCAUUUCUGAUUUGAGGGGAGCUGUUUCUUCUAUAUUUUUCAUAUAGAAAAAUCUACAUUCUGCAAGCAAGCAGCUGGGAGAGCUGGGCAGGCAAGCCCCAGGUUCUUCAAGGGGCUUAAAGAAAUAUUCUGUGGAGGAUAUUUCACUUUCCUGGCAGGUGGAAGUCUUCUAACAAUGGUGCACACAAACACAACUUUCCCAGGCAUCAUUCUGUGAAAAGUCUCAGAAGAUCAGAGAAAAGAAUGAGAAACAAUUCUUAUCUUCACUUGCUGCACCUAGUACUGUAAACAUGUGAAAUGUGUUAUAAAUAUUUGUUUACCAAUAAGGAGUUUCUUUAUUAACCAAUAGUUAUAGUGUUUUAAGUAAAAAAAAAACCAAUUAAGUCAACCUGUAGUGAAGUAGUCUCUGAAUUUCUUAAUAAAAAUAUAUUAAUAAACUUUCUGUAAUAUAUAAAGUGUAUACUAAUAUAUAUAUUGUAUAUAUCUGUAUAUAAAGUGUAUACCUGGCUGGACAAUUAGGAUCCAGUUGUAAUGCAAAUCACACCGAGGAAUAAAAGCUGUGGGGAACAACAUCCCCUAUAAAUAAA
Melospiza melodia melodia is the source of this 2907-nucleotide messenger RNA. RefSeq names its product TINCR ubiquitin domain containing (gene TINCR). Gene Ontology annotation, molecular function: protein binding. The transcript has 4 exons. Bases 44 to 307 code for a protein of 87 amino acids. The record is from RefSeq and is a predicted model, not a curated record. NCBI's taxonomy places the organism in Eukaryota, Metazoa, Chordata, Aves, Passeriformes, Passerellidae.